This is a messenger RNA of Neurospora hispaniola, 959 nucleotides long. RefSeq lists its product as uncharacterized. Gene Ontology annotation, molecular function: ATP hydrolysis activity; ATP binding. Gene Ontology annotation, cellular component: preribosome, large subunit precursor; nucleus. The record is from RefSeq and is a predicted model, not a curated record. Gene Ontology annotation, biological process: ribosomal large subunit export from nucleus; ribosomal large subunit assembly. Lineage: Eukaryota; Fungi; Ascomycota; Sordariomycetes; Sordariales; Sordariaceae. The transcript has a single exon. Bases 164 to 793 code for a protein of 209 amino acids.
GCCGCUCCUGUUGGUCGGUGAGACGGGUAUCGGUAAGACUACCGUGGUUCAGCAGCUGGCGGAAUCACUUGGUCACCAACUUGUCGCCGUCAACUUGUCUCAGCAAAGUGAAGCCGGUGACCUUCUGGGUGGCUUCAAGCCCGUCAGCGCACAGACCCUCGCCAUGCCUAUCAAGGAGGAGUUUGAGGAUCUAUUCGAGAGAACAGGCGUCUCUGCUGAAAAGAACAAGGCUUAUCUGGACGGGAUCAACAAAAAGUUCGCCAAGGGCAGGUGGAGAGAGGUCUCCAAGGAGUGGCGCAAGGCUCCCAAGAUGUUCGAGCAGAUCCUCGCCAAGUUCGAGAGCAUGCAAGCAGCCAAGACCGUAGAGGCAGAGGUUGCAGAGGAGAACCAGGAGCAGGGCCCAGCCAAGCGUCGGAAGACCGAGUCCAGCAAGCUCCAGCGCCUGCGGGAUCUCAAGGCUCGUUGGGACUUGUUUUCGCAGAGUCUUGAUCAGUUUGAUAGACAGGUCGCGGCUGGUCCUGGCGGCUUUGCCUUUGCUUUCGUCGAGGGCAAGAUUGUCAAGGCGGCGAGAAACGGUGACUGGGUCCUGCUUGAUGAAAUCAACUUGGCCUCUCCUGAUACCUUGGAAAGCAUUGCUGGCUUGUUCCAGACCAAUCCCUCUCUUUUGCUCUCGGAAACGGGAGAGAUUGAGAGAAUCCAGGCGCAUCCAAAUUUCCGCGUGUUUGGUGCCAUGAACCCUGCCACAGAUGUGGGCAAGAGAGAUCUUCCCAUGGGGCUGAGAUCCGUGAGUUGAUCCGUUCUUCAUAGCUUAAAAGGACAGCUGCUAAUCAAGACAAUAGCGCUUCACUGAGAUUUAUGUCCAAAGUCCUGAUCGCGACAAGAAGGACCUCCUCACAAUCAUCAAAACGUACCUCAAGGGAAACAACAGCAGCAUUGACCGUUUGUCCGACGACAUUGCU